This is a messenger RNA of Rhinichthys klamathensis goyatoka, 1407 nucleotides long. RefSeq lists its product as uncharacterized. NCBI's taxonomy places the organism in Eukaryota, Metazoa, Chordata, Actinopteri, Cypriniformes, Leuciscidae. Bases 29 to 1291 code for a protein of 420 amino acids. The transcript has 6 exons. The record is from RefSeq and is a predicted model, not a curated record.
UGUGCAGCUGUACACCCAGACAGGAAGUAUGACAAAGGGAGGGAUAAUACUUCCUGUCUACCGCUGUGCUCGGGGUUCCACUUCCCUGGAGUCCUUUCAUAACCACCUCAACCGCUUCAUACCCGGAACAAGCGCUAACCUGGAAAAUUUCCAGGCUUAUCUGCUUGAGGGUUUGGAGCGGUGGAACGAGGACCGCGCUGCGGCUGCUGCUGCUACCGUCACGGACGAGGCCCCGUCGUCCCUGCGCUGCUACAGUGCCUCGCUCCAGCACAGCCUCAGUGAGCUCAGUCAGCGUCUUCUUGGCUGUAGUCUUGUACAAGACUAUUCAAAGCCAGGACAGUACACGGGUGAGCUCAUCGGGGUGGAGUACCUGUGCUCGCAGCAGUCCUGGGAGUUCAGGGAGAACUUUGGGCGGGACCCAGAUGCUCCGGACAGAAUCCCAGGCGACUUGGGGGAGGCAGAGGAUGAGGGAUUUGGGGAUGAGGCAGUGGAGCAGGACCACACCAUCUCCCCUCUUUCCUUAGUGUCCACCCAGGAAGCUGUACGCUCGUCUCGGGAUUCAGCAUCGCCCUCUCAGUCCUCCCAGGACCUGCCACCUGAGUCCCAGGCAGAUGUGUGCAGAGGACCAGACGGGACACCAGGUUUUGAUAGAGUGGUGGACCUGGCCAGUUACCUCGUCGAGCUGAGAGAAAAGCCUUGUGUCUCAGAUAGGGAAGCCAAUGACAUUGUUCGGCUGUGGGACAGACUGCCGGACAGUGACAAAAAACGUGUUUCCUAUCCGCCGAGACACAAGGACAGACUCUUACAAGGCAGGUUCAAGGCCACCCACUCCAAAACCUCAACCUGCCAUGGAAAGGAGAGCCUGAAGCGGUGUGUGCUGGGGCAGGGGUCGGGUCCUGCCCAGUGGCCCAAUAUUAGUCGAAUUGUAGAGGCAGUAUGUCUGGAGCUCUGCUCCAUUCAUCCAGCGGGGAAGGUGAAGUGGGGUGUUUCACUGAACCGCUGGGCUGCCGUUCUGCACGACUACCAGGCCAUACGGAGGCUGGUGGGGGAACUGCCCAGCUCUGAGGGGACGGGCAAAUAUUCAGCUGUUCGAAGUCAAUCAGCGGACGCUUUCUGUCUGGUACAACAACUACAGGAAGAAGCUGGAAGCAGACGUGCUGGCUCUGAGUGUGCCCUUGCCUCAGAUAAGCAUGGUGUCUCACACCCUUCUUCCUGUAGCCAAGCAGAAGGUGUCAGUGCCCUCGGCAGCUCAAUCAGCACUUCCACCUUUCCCCUUUGUUGUAAACCCUGACCUGUCAGGUCAGGCCGUACGGCGAGGGCAGCGCCAUCCUCCCCCCACAUCAGCAACCGCACUCUCCGCUCCACCGUCAGCAUCCCUUUCUGCUCCACCGUCAGCAUCCGUAUCUG